Molecule: messenger RNA, 1221 nt
Organism: Dacryopinax primogenitus
Lineage: Eukaryota; Fungi; Basidiomycota; Dacrymycetes; Dacrymycetales; Dacrymycetaceae
Product: inositol polyphosphate phosphatase
Exons: 4
Coding region: 1-1221 (406 amino acids)
Biological process (GO): phosphatidylinositol dephosphorylation
Molecular function (GO): phosphatidylinositol-4,5-bisphosphate 5-phosphatase activity
Source: RefSeq, a predicted model, not a curated record
AUGGAACAGAAAAGACUGCGGGUACUCAUUGCGUCCUACAACACCGCUCUUCAGGGUAACAAGGGCCUACCACAGGAUCUUGUCGAAUGGGUAACCCCGGCGCUUUCCCCGACGCAUGAUCUGCCUGCCGAGGACCAGGUUCCCCCGGACUUUGUUGCGGUCGGCUUUCAGGAGUUGCUGCCCCUCCAACUGGGAUGCGAGUUUUCCAAUAUGACUUGCAGCGUCUUAUCAACCCGGGACGCACUUAUCCGGCAACAACUUGAGAAGAACCUGUCCAUCGACAGUACUGAGCCCCAGAAGUACUCUCUGAUUGCCCAGCACGCCCGGGUUGGUAUUGCGCUCCUCAUCUACGCGCGGGAAGAGACGGUCGCAGGCCGAGUGAGGGACGUGCAGAUACGGGGAGUGGGGUGCGGGCAGUUGGGGAUGGGGAAUAAAGGUGCCAUCGGGGUGCGGUUCAGAUUAAGCGCGGAGGACGGCAUUGGCGAGGGCGAGAUCUUCACUUUCCUCACCUGCCAUCUCGCUGCGCACACGUACAACCUCCCCCAGCGAAUAAGAGACUACCAGACAAUCGUCUCCUCGCUUCUUUUCUCUCCCUCAGCCCAUUCCACCGGCCCAAGUCAAAUCUACGCCACCACGCACCUUUUUGUCUUCGGCGACCUGAACUACCGACUCUCCCAGGCACCCGACCCAGUGCAGCUGCUUACCGCUGGUGGGAGAGAGCAACUGAGGGAGGUAGACCAGUUGUGGAUGUCGAGGGAGGCGGGUAGAACCUUGCACGGAUUACAGGAAGGCGAAUUCUGGCGGUUUAGACCGACCUAUAAAUAUAUCAUGGGAAGCUUGGAGCAGUAUCACGGGAAACGUACGCCCUCAUGGACGGACCGCAUUCUCUUCGCGACACACGACACUAUCCCCAUCAAGCCUCUACUCUACACCUCCAUCCAAUCCUACACGACCUCAGACCACAAGCCCAUCAUGGCCCUGCUCCUCCUCCCGCCCGAGACGCACGACGCACGCCCGCCGCUGAUAGACGAUCGGGUUCCUUAUCCCGUGAAUAAGAAUGCCUGGCUCCGGAUCGCUCUGGGGACGACGCUGGAUCGCACCGUGGGGUAUGCGUGGUGUGUACUAUGGCUAACAGGAGGGGGCAGAACGAGUGUGGGUUUGCUGGCGGUGCUCGCCAUUCUGGGGGUGACCUUGUGGUGGUUUGGCGCGUUUAGCAGGUAG